GAGGAGCGCCGGGGGAGGGGCGCGGGGGGAGAGGGGCACGUGAGUGGAGGGGGCGCGUCGGGGGAGGGACAUGUUGGAGGGAGGGGUCGCGUGGACGGACCACCGGGCGGGGCAGCUGGGCCUCCGGCGCCCCCUGCGGGCGGGCUAGCGGGCGAGCGGCUCCACGCAUUCCUGUCAGGUUGCUUGGCCUGAGGCUAGCCGAGCUGGUGCUGGGGGGAGGGGCUGCCGUGGUGAGGGUGUGCGUGCGCGGCGUCUCUGUCCCGGAGCGCGGCCUGUCCGACCCUCACCUCAGGGCGUGCAUGCCGUGCGGCCUGUUCUCCAGGCCUCUGUCCUUCCCUCGCGCUCCUUUGGGUGCGUGGUCCCGCAGGGUCUUCACGGAGGAAAGGUUUCUGUCUAGUCAGUUAUGCGUGAACGUCUGCGCUUCUGAAAUAAGUAUUCAUUGUUUGUUUGCAACAGGGUCCGGCUCUGUAGACCAGGCUAUCCCUGCCUGGCUUCCGUCUUCCACCUCUCAAGUGUAGGGAUUACUGUUGGGAGCCACUGGCGUCUGACUAAAUUUCAGACAAAGUCUGUUUUUCAGCAAUGCUGGAAUCAAACGAUUGCAUUUUAUCCAUGGAUUCUUUGUUUUUCAGUAGCCCAGGUGAAACUGAAAGCUUUCCAGUUGAGGAAAAAUCACUGGAUUGGUUUCUCCCUCCAGCUCCACUGAUCUCAGAAAUUCCAGAUAUUCAAGAGUUAGAGGAAGAAAUUGAAAAUUAUAAGCUAUUAGGAGAAAGAAAGAUGCCCAAUAUAUUAACAUCAAACUUGAAGAUCAUUAAUGAAGACACAAAUUGUAUUUCACCAACACAGAAAUUCCAUUUUCCCUAUAACAUACAUGAACAGGAUUACCUAAAUUUAGGAGGAUUAAAUAACAAUGACAUGUCACAUACAGCUGGCAAGCUAGUGUACGGUUCUUCUCAAAAAUAUAAAAACCACAUGGGGGAUGAGAGUCCACCGACAAAGAGUGGUCCUGGUGAUGCAAAGCUGCAUACUGCUGCUGAGGACAGAGAGGGCACAUCAGCACUCAAAACCAGAUUAUCUAGAACAUGUGGCAGUGUGCAGGAAUGUGACUAUGCUAAUGGAAAUUUAAGCUUGAAUUCUCAUAUUAGCCCAGCGAGACUCACCCAAACAAAAGUAAGCAAAGAGAAACCAUGGAACUGUAGCAAUAGAAAACAGAAACUGCAGUAUUCUACAGACAAAUCCAAAGCAAACGAUGCUUUUUCUGCUUCUGGAAUUGAAAAAGACAUAUUCGAAGCACCAUCGUUUUCUGCUGCAUCUCAGCCUCGUGACAUUCAAGGCAUAACCUCAAAUGGCUUAGGUUCGUUGAAGGCUGUCACAGAAAUCCCUGCAAAAUUUAGAAGUGUAUUCAAAGAAUUCCCUUACUUCAACUAUAUACAGUCCAAAGCCUUUGAUGAUCUUCUUUACACAGAUCGGAAUUUUGUGAUUUGUGCCCCCACUGGUUCUGGGAAAACUGUGGUGUUUGAGCUAGCAAUAACAAGAUUGUUAAUGGAAGCACCAUUGCCGUGGCUGAACAUGAAAGUUGUUUACAUGGCACCAAUAAAAGCCCUUUGUAGUCAGCGGUUUGAUGACUGGAAAGAAAAAUUUGGACCGAUAGGCUUGACCUGUAAAGAACUUACUGGAGAUACAGUAAUGGAUGACCUGUUUGAGAUUCAGCAUGCCAAUAUAAUUAUGACAACUCCAGAGAAGUGGGACAGUAUGACUAGGAAGUGGAGAGACAACUCCUUCAUCCAACUGGUUCGCCUGUUUCUCAUUGAUGAGGUGCAUGUUAUUAAAGAUGAAAACCGUGGUCCAACUCUUGAGGUUGUAGUAAGCAGAAUGAAAACUGUCCAGUCUUUAUCUAAGACCUUAGAAAACGCCAGCCCUGCUCCAGUGAGGUUUGUAGCUGUAUCAGCAACAAUUCCCAAUGCUGAGGAUAUCGCAGAAUGGCUUUCAGAUGGGGAGAGACCUGCUGUGUGUCUGAAAAUGGAUGAGAGCCACAGACCUGUGAAACUUCAGAAAGUGGUCCUGGGUUUCCCCAGUAGUAGUAACCAAACUGAAUUCAAGUUUGAUUUAGCCCUCAACUAUAAAGUGUACAGUGUUAUACGAACGUACUCCGAUCAGAAGCCCACACUCGUGUUUUGUGCAACGAGGAAAGGUGUGCAGCAGGCUGCUUCUGUUCUUGUGAAGGACGCUAAGUUUAUCAUCACCGUGGAGCAGAAACUACGGUUGCAGAAGUCUGCAUAUUCUAUAAGGGAUUCAAAGCUAAAAGAUACCUUGGUGUACGGUGUUGGUUACCAUCAUGCUGGAAUGGAGCUGUCAGAUAGAAAAUUGGUUGAAGAGUUGUUUACUUCUGGAGAUCUACCAGUUCUUUUUACUACAAGUACUCUAGCUAUGGGAGUGAACUUGCCGGCUCACCUGGUCGUUAUAAAGUCCACCAUGCACUACACUGGAGGUGCCUUUGAAGAGUACAGCGAGACAGACAUCCUGCAGAUGAUUGGAAGAGCUGGCAGGCCCCAGUUUGACACCACAGCUACUGCAGUUAUUAUGACCCGACUAAGUACAAGAGAGAAGUACGUUCAGAUGCUAGCUUGUAAUGACACUGUGGAAAGCAGUUUGCACAGACAUCUUAUUGAGCACCUGAACGCAGAGAUAGUGCUGCACACCAUCACAGAUGUGAGCAUCGCCCUGGACUGGAUCCGGUCCACACUGCUGUAUAUCAGAGCUCUGAAAAACCCAUCUCACUAUGGUUUUAUAUCUGGAUUGAACAAAGAUGGAAUUGAAGCAAAAUUACAAGAGUUAUGUUUGAAGAAUCUGAAAGAUUUAUCAUCGCUAGACCUAAUAAAGAUGGAUGAAGACCUUAAUUUCAGAUCAACAGAGGCAGGAAGACUAAUGGCAUGGUAUUAUAUUACAUUUGAGACAGUGAAGAAAUUUUGUGCAAUCAGUGGAAAAGAAACUUUAUCAGAUUUGAUUUCAAUGAUAUCCAGCUGCAGUGAGUUUCUAGAUGUGCAGCUGAGGAUAAGCGAAAAGAGAACACUGAACACACUAAACAAAGACCCAAACCGGAUAACCAUCAGAUUUCCAAUGGAGGGGAGAAUUAAAACCAGAGAGAUGAAAGUAAACUGUCUUAUUCAGGCUCAGCUAGGAUGCAUCCCUAUACAAGAUUUUGCUUUGACACAAGAUACCUCGAAGAUUUUCAGAAAUGGCUCACGAAUUGCAAAAUGGUUGUCAGAUUUUGUGACUGCUCAGGAACAGAAGUUUGCUGUGCUUUUAAACAGUGUGAUUUUAGCUAAAUGUUUUAAGUGUAAACUCUGGGAAAACUCUCAACAUGUUUCAAAACAGCUGGAUAAAAUUGGCAUAUCAUUGUCAAAUACCAUGGUAAAUGCAGGCUUGACGUCUUUUAAAAAAAUAGAAGAAGCAAAUGCGAGAGAACUUGAACUGAUUUUAAAUAGACACCCGCCAUUCGGGACCCAGAUAAAGGAAGCUGUGAUGUAUCUGCCAAAGUAUGAACUUGAGGCAGAGCAGAUUGCAAGAUAUAGUGAUACCAAGGCAGAAAUACUGGUGACCAUUAUAUUAAGAAACUUUGAGCAGCUGCAGACCAAAAGAACAGCGCCAGACUUUCACUAUGCCACCUUAAUCAUAGGUGAUGCAGAUAACCAAGUCGUUUGUAAGCACAAAAUUAUGGAUUCUGUCUUGUUAAAAAGUGGAAAUUGGGUUAAAAAAAUUGAUGUGAAGAGAGCUCUUAUAUCAGAAGAUCUCAGCAUAAAUCUAAUUAGCUCUGAUUAUGUUGGUCUUGAUAUUCACCAGAAAUUUACAGUCUUUUAUUUAGGACCCAGGAAGUUUGUAAAUCAAACAGUUACGGAAAGAAGCUCAGGAACAGGUCUUUCUCAUUCCGAAUGCUCAGACAGAGCUACUGCAGCAGGAUCCAGUAAAAGAACGGCUACCUGCAGAAACCCUGGGAACCGAGAAUGCCAUCAUCACUGUAAAAAUAAGCACAUAUGUGGGCAUGACUGCUGUAAAAUUGGAGUUGCACAAAAGCCAGAAGCUAAAGUGUCAGCAGUGUCCUCAUAUCUGUCUGACCUAAAAAGCAGAGAUGCUGUUUCUUCUUUUCCCCCAGCUAAGCGACUCAAGAUACAGAUGAACAAAUCUCAAAAUGUGGACCUUAAAGAAUUUGGUUUUGUUCCAAGGCCUUCCCUUUCCAGUAUAGCAAGGUCAGAAUAUUUAAACAUCCAUAAAUUGCCAAUAUUAGAACAGAGGACUCAGCAUGAGAUCUAUGGCGAAGUUGAAGAGGGAGCGUCUGAAUGCCGAGACGAAGCAGACUUUCCCGGAUGGGACUAUUGUGCAGCUUCAAACAAAAGGACCCCAGUGAUGCUCAGCAGACAUGCUAACACACCUGGAAACCACGGUGUCGCAGUUGCAGAGAAGAGCAAGUCUUCAGACGGCCCACAUGUGAACUCAGAGCUGGGAGAUGAAGUUUGGGAUGACUUUGAUGAUGAAAGCUUAAUAGAAGUUAUGAGCUUUUCAGCUGACGCCGAGGAGAUGGCUGUGUCAGGGUUUGGAGACACUCGUGAUUCAAGUCUAGGCAGAAGUAAGCUACACUUCGGAAGAUCAAGCAGCAGGUUCCAAAGAGACAUCUCAAACAGUUUUGUUUCAUCACCCGAGAAGCCAGAUGUUUGUUUGUCAGAUUGUUCCGUGUCUAAUUUCGGGCUGUCCUCUGUGGCAGAGUUCCCUCAACAAGCUGGAAAUGCAAGUCUUGUCAAUUUACAAGAGAGAAAACAGCUGACCCUCUCACCAGUGAUUGAGAGGAUGUGCUUUACCCACUCUGAGAAAAUACCACAGUCUCCCAGUUUUAAGGAAGUGGAUAUUUUUAUUGGAAACAGUGACUCUAAAAAGGAAAUUGAUCUUAGUAAGUAUUAUCCUGAUGAUGCAGCCGAGGAAAUGAAGGCCCUUCUGGGAAUAUUUAAUGGCAUUUUCUAAAGAUAAAAAAUACAGUUAAUAAGGCAAAGUAUGAAUAUGUGUUAUGACUAAAAAUGCUUUUUAUUUGUAAAGAUAAUUGGUAAUUGUUCAGAAUUUUUCUCUUAAGUUUGAUUCAUUCUUUGACUUUGUUAUUAUAAAAUAUAUGGACUGAUACAUUUUUUAUUGUAACUUCUGAAAGAAUGGUUUUGUAUCAGUAAACUGAUAAUUUAUCAUCAUAAAUAAUUUGUUAUUAAACCAAUUUUAAUAGAAACUUAUACUUCAUUUUUAUAUUUUCUUGAGAAAGCAAAGCAAUGCUGUGAGUGGACCUGUGUAGUGGCUGUGUAUUUUUUGAUGUUCUUGUGUCUGUUCUGUUGCUUGCUCGUCUGGAUUGUCAAGAAUCCAGUAGCCUUUGAAUCUGUUCUUUCACUUCGAGCGGUAACAAAUGAAAUGCUAAUCGGUGUGGGUUGUUGUUUUAUUUACAUUGUCUUUCUUUUUUAAGUGUUUUCCUUACUUAUAUGUAUGUGUGUGAUCCUACAUGAGUUCAUUUCUUCCAUGUGAGUCACAGAAGCCAGAGGAGUGUAUCGCAUGCCCUAGAACUGGAGAUGCAGGUGGUGGUGAGCUGUCUGUUGGUGCUGGGAACUGAACCUGGAUCCUCAGCAAGGGCAGGAAGUGCUCUUAACCAUUGAGCCAUCUCUCCAGCCAUAGUUACCUUACCUUCCAGUGGCAUGAGGUCUGUUGAUACCUUUACUAUAACCAAAAGGUAUUUUCUAUUUUUGCCGUAAGUCUUAUCUCAAGUCUAUGUAUUGAGGAGUAGGAGUUUAGGCUCAUUUCUAAUUUACUGUGCGAGUAAUAGCUGAAGUCGAAACAACUUAGACACUUUAGAAUAAUGGUGUUCCUUUAAGCCUAAAACAUGGAAGCCGGAGAGAAACGAAGAGGCACUCGUGCUGAACGACUGUGUCAUUACUCCCCAGCAUCAUUAGGAGUAUGUACCACACUUCCAUCAAAUGCUUAGAGCAAAGCUAAGAAUCCUGUCGCCUGGUAAGGACAGCCCUGCCUGGCUUUAUGAUUUGUGUCUGUGCCUGGAUCCACCACACAACCAUUAAAGGUUCUUCAGAUCCGGUAAAGUGAGAAGCUGAUGCACUAAAAUUUGUUUAUCUUUAACCUUGGCACUGCAGAAGGACGAGUUGAGUUCAGUGUGACCUGUUAAGUGAAAAGCACUGUUUGGUGCUGCGGGUGACAAGACUACCGUCUCUGUUCUUACAGUGUUAGAAGCUGGUAAGCCAAUAAGAAAUGUAGUGAAGCUCUAGCUAAAGUCAUUCACCGUGCAGCCGUGUUAAUUGUUUGAUUACUAGUGAGUAUAAAAGUUAUGUUUAUAUUAUAUAGCCUCGUAUAUGCAACAAUAUUAAUAUUUUAAAACACUAUGUGUAUAUCUUUAAAAUAGUCUAUUGCUAAAAUAUGCUAACAGUCAUCCGAACUGUUGGAAAAUGGCACCAAUAAACUGCUCCUGUAGGGCUCGUGAUCUACAGCCUCUACGCAGUGCAUAUCUGCAAAGGACAGUGAAUGGAAGGAUAUAGGUAAAGUGUGCCCGCAGAGCAGUGUGCAGGACACACUGUACCCGUAGACGCAGUGCGGGGAUAGGGGCACACUGCACCCACAGAGGUGGUGCCCUGGAGGGAGGUGCGCAGAGCACACUGCAGCAGUGCCCUGAAUCAGCUGAGCCUGCUCUGGACCACACUCAGAGCUUCUCACGUAGGGCUGGAGCGUCCCUCACAGACCCUGUGCUGUGGGCUCAGGCUCCACACUGUAAGCACAGUGUUAAAAACUCUGCGAUAUGGUCUCAGCUGCACAGUUAAGAUGGCCUUCAGAGAGAAGUUAAAACCUGACCCUUAGGAUGAAUAACACUUUGUUGAGGAAAAACGUAAGAAAUGGACAUUCUAGAAGAGGUACUAGCUGAGAAGAGACCCAAGGAGAAAAGCAUCUAUCUGGGAAAUAAUGAGCAGAUGGCUUUAACAUAGGUUAGUAUGAUUUUAACAUAGGCUAGUAUGAUUUUAACAUAGGUUAGUAUGGUUUUAACAUAGGCUAGUAUGAUUUUAACAUAGGUUAGUAUGGUUUUAACAUAGGUUAAUAUGAUUUUUAACAUGCUAUUAUGAUUUUUAUGUCUUGCACCCACAAACAGCUCACCACCACCUGCAUCUCCAGUUCUAGGGCAUGCGAUACACUCCUCUGGCUUCUGUGAGCUCCUGCACUCACACAGAAGAAAUGAACUCGUGUAGGAUCACACACAUACAUAUAAGUAAGGAAAACACUUAAAAAAGAAAGACAAUGUAAAUAAAACAACACCCCACAGAUAGGUCGAUAGGAUUUUUAACAUAGGUUAAUGCUGUAGAGGUUUAGAAUGUAACUUAAUGCCAGACUGUGAAGAUCUUGAAGUGAAAGCCAAACUUUAAUUAGCAGACUAAUGUUUCUCAAAUUUGCACUAUCAUAAAAAUAUGGGCAGUAUAUUAAAUAUACGAACUCCUGGACCUUAGAAACCACUCUUUGAGAACCCCUAGCCUAGGGUCACCGGGGUCAUAUUCACCUGUGGAACUGUAGAUUCUAACUGGUGUCUGCAUUUAAGAACACUUACUUUUGUGGGAAUUUAAAAGAUUAGGGCAUGAAGAGGUUAGGGCACAUAAGAGUGAGGCUUAGUAUCAUACAAAGUAACCAAGCUGGGAACCUCACCUAGGCGUUGGUCAGCUAGUUGGACAAAGCAACCAUCCUUCAAGGCCUUGCUUCUCAUGCAGAUAGAGAGACAAGGAUACGGAGGCCAGAGCAGUCAGAGUCAGAAUCGGUGCUGACAAGGUUCCUGGUGACUAUACAUAUUAAAGUAUGAGGAACUCUUAUAUGGCAGAAAGGGAAGGAAGCAAUUGCAGAAUGUUAGAUACUCCACUCCAGAAGACAUAUGUGAGUGAUGACUUCCUGUUUUCUGCGUGUUGUGUACUUCGUUGUCACUGUCAUUUUGAGGCAGGGUCUCACUGUGUUGUUCUGGUUUACCUGAACCUCACUCUGUAGACCAGGCUGGCCUUGCACUCAGAGAUCCAGCUGCCUCUGCCUCCCUAGUGCUGAGAUUAAAGGCUGCACCACUGUGUCCUGCAUACGCUUCCUACUUAUAAUGAUUGAGCUUUUUAAAUUGUCUUUCAGAGUAGGUAUUCUUCACCAGCGGUGUAAUUGUAUUUAUAAUUCUCAUUCAUCAACUAGGUAUGUAGCUUGAGGGGUACUCUGAGUUCUAGAGGACUCUAGAGUUCUGUUUUAAUUAACAUAAUACAAGUAAAUAAUUCAGAAGAGUCGUCUUUGUUUCUGUUUGAGAGCCUUUCCCUAGCCUAAUAUAUCCCUUAAAGAGCCUUACAUAUUUCAGCGAAAUUCCACAGAAACAAGCAAGAGCCUCGUCCUUUCAUUCCAAACGACUUAGAAAAUGUACAUAGCUUGCAUUUGCACACACAUGUUACAGCUAUAAAAAUUCGUGUUUAAUAAAAGGAAUGGGGAGGGGGUAGAGAGAUGGCUCGGCCAUUAAAUGCACUGGCUUCUCUUCCAGGGGACCUGGAUCUUGUUCCCAGUUCACAGCCACCUAUGACUCCAAUUUCAGUGGCUCUCUGGCCUCUGUAGGCACACAUGAGAUAGUCAGACAUAUGUGCAGGCAAAACUCAAGCACAUAAAAUAAUGAUUUCUAAUAAUAAAAAGGAAUUGCAAUUAAGUUGAUGUUAUCUCUGUAUGAUAGUAAAUGGAGUCAGUUCUUUAGGAACUGCACAUAAAAUAAAGUCAUUGGGUUUGGGCUUUUUAUUUGUUUUAUGAGCUUCUUUAAUGAUCGGUUUGGAAACUGGACACCUUCUACAGGUUAGAACUUCACCUCUACAUAUACCCUGGGGUUUAAUCCAGGGCUUACACCUCCCAGAAGAGUUCUGCCCACUGAGCUAUGUCACCAGCCCAAAUGAUUUUACUACAGCUGUUUAGUUUUUAAAAAGCUAUCAAAAAUUUAAACAACUGAUUUCCAAUUAGUUUGCUUAUAAAAAUAUUUGUAUUCUUUCUGUCACUGCCUAGAAACCCUAGGUCAAAGGUUUAGUUUAGGUUUAAAAAACAAAAAAGUAAAUCCUUCAGACACUAAAUUAUUUGUCCCUGAAUUGUCAGCAAAUAUCUGGUAGGCCCAAAACUGGAACCCAGGUUGGUUCUGAAUGAAAAAGAGAAGUAAAAGGAAAGAUAGGACUGUUCAUAGGUAUGGUGGAGAAGAAAGUUAACUGUAGAUGGGAGAGAGUAGGCAGAGGCAGACGCAUUUGAGAAAGUCCAAGUGAGCGUGAAGACCUAGAGAGAGAAAGAGAGGGGGAAGGAGGGGAGAGAGGGGAAAGAGGAGCAGCAGCCAGGAGGCCAAAGGCACAAAGAAGGAAUGGGCAACCAAAAUGGUUGCAUAUAUAGGGGAAAGCACCCAGCCCCCCACCCCUGCAGUGGAGAGCUUUUAAAGUAGGGGACAGAGCAUGCAAGCCAGGAGGACCCUGAACAGGUAGGGACUGAAAGAUGCUGGGAGAACCUAGUGGCCAGGUUCACUUCGAUAUGUUAAACUUCAGCCAGCGUGGGCUGGACAGAUAGCUCAGAAGUUAAGAGCACUGACUGCUCUUCAAAGGUCCUGAGUUCAAUUCCUAGCAACCACAUGGUGGCUCACAACCAUCUGUAAUGAGAUCUGAUGCCCUCCCUCUUCUAGUGUGUCUGAAGACAGCUACAGUGUACUCAUAUACAUAAAAUAAAUAAAUAAAUCUUUAAAAAAAAAUUCAGCCGGGUUGGGGAUUUAGCUCAGUGGUAGAGUGCUUGCCUAGCAAGCGCAAGGCCCUGGGUUCGGUCCCCAGCUCCGAAAAAAAAGAAAAGAAAAAAAAAAUUCAGCCAACUUCAGUUCCUAACACUAAAGCUUGUAGCUCAGAGCUCAGACUUACAAACUUGGUCUGAAAUGUGAACUGAACCCAGCUGCCCUCGUUGUCUUUAAAGGUGUGAAGGAACUAUGUUCUAGCUGUGAACUGUACCAUCAUUUCUACACACAGCUUUCUGUAACCCAAGCUGUGCUUAACCCAAGCUGUCCUUACAGCUUUGAGAUUCAGAUAUCUAUUGGGUAUAAGCAUUUGCAUAUUCAAAUGGACUUGUGGUGCUUUAUUGUUUAAAAAGAGACAGAUACCUUACCCUUCGUUUAGUCAGUAAAGUACUAAACAGCUGCUAUUUACCAGGUAGACAAAGCUGGGACUCAGCCAACCAGAACUUAUCGGGGCUGUCUCAAAAACCAUUAGUGUGUCAAACAUCACUUAAGGGACAGUCCAGGCUGGGCUGACUAUCUUAAUGACAGAGUUUGUGUAUUAGGGUUUGGAGUGGGUGCCUGGGUCACGUGGAGGCCAAAUGACAUUUAUAACCAAGAUGGCUAUACGUAUGUCAAGCUGGAUCCCUGCAAAGUCCUAGAAAGAUGACUAUGUUUCUGUUCUAGAUACUGUGUAAGAGUUAUAAUGUCCAGACUUCUUAAGAAGGCACCAUAUAGACAUGGCCAGGUAUCAUCAUCAUCAUCAUCAUCAUCAUCAUCAUCAUCAUCAUCAUCAUCAUCAUCACAAUGUUCUGCCUGAUGUACGCUUGCAGGACAGAAGAGGGCAUCAGAUCCCACUACGGAUGGUUGUGAGCCACCAUGUGGUUGCUGGGAAUUGAACUCAGGACCUCUGGAAGAGCAACCUGUGCUCUUAACCACUGAGCCUUCUUUCCAGCUCAACACACUCAGUGCUAAAUGGAAUUUUUUUUCACUAAAACCCUCCCCUCAAGGCUCAGGGAUCUGUGCAGAAGAGGAGGCAGAAAUACUGUAAGAGCCAGAGGUGACAGUUGGUGUUUCCAAGGAAACGGUGUCUUCAAGACACAACAGCACUGAACAUGGCCAGUUGCUUACAAAUAGUAAAGCUCUGUAUUCUUUGAACAAAUGGAGGAGCAUCAGGAGACAGUAAACAGAUAUUAUCUUGCUGGAUGUUCCACUGCUGGAGGACUCAAGUGGGAUAAAAAGAGAUACAGAGACUAAUUCUCUGAGGAUACAUUCUCUUCAGCACCCAGGGGAAGUAACCACAUACAUUGUCUCAUAACAACACCACUCUUUCUGAUAACCUGCAAAGAGAGUCAGCAUGACGAGAAGCCAAGCCUAGGAGCAGACUAUUCUGAUUCUCUUGGUGAUACGAUCAGCUAACGGAGGGCUGUGUGCCCAGAGACCUCCUUCACGUCAGUCUGUCAGCGGCAGGAAUGGCCGUCCUUCGAAUCACCAAGGAAGUUUUGUUUCAUUCUUUACACAUGUGUGCGCACGCGCAGGCAUGUAUACAUACAUGGGACCAAAGGGCAUCAAGUGCCAUUCCCUAUGAGCCACCAUUUCCUUGUUUAAAGGAUUGUAUUUAUUUGUGUGUGCACUGGUGGGUCUCGUGCAUGCGUGUCAGUGUAGGAGUCAGAGCCCCUGGACUGCAAUUGCAGACAGCUGUGAGGCUGCCGUGCGGUUGCUGGGAAUUGAACCCCAGUCCUCUGGCAGAGCAGACGGUGCUCUUAACCGCUAAGCCAUCUCUCCAGUACUUUUUAAAUUUGAAAGACAGGCUUCUAACUAGCCUAGAACUUACCAAAUAGGCUAGGCUUGAUGGCCACUAGGCCCAGGGGUCCUCCCGUUAGCAUCUCCAGUGAGAGUCUUAAUUCCUGUUUUUGCUGUUGUUGUAAUUAAAAUAUAAUUUGAUCAUUUCCCUCCAUUCCUUUUUCUUCUUCCUCCCCCAUACCUGCCUUUAUUCCUUCCCCCAAA
Molecule: messenger RNA, 11794 nt
Organism: Rattus norvegicus (Norway rat)
Lineage: Eukaryota; Metazoa; Chordata; Mammalia; Rodentia; Muridae
Source: RefSeq, a predicted model, not a curated record